Messenger RNA from Dibothriocephalus latus, 249 nucleotides. The record is from the annotation of a GenBank genome assembly. NCBI's taxonomy places the organism in Eukaryota, Metazoa, Platyhelminthes, Cestoda, Diphyllobothriidea, Diphyllobothriidae.
ACGACCAUCUACUUCCCUGAGGGACAGUCUACCGCCAUUGUCGGCCGAGUGGGUUCGGGAAAAUCCAGCCUUCUGCAUGCUCUGCUCGGCAAUAUGGAACGUAUUUCCGGCCAUGUGAACAUCAAGGUACGUCGUCCAUCUCUGAAACUUGGAAAUAGGACGGAGCUGCAUGAAAAUGUGCUUUGUUCACUCUGCUUGAUUUGGUCGAUUUUUUGGAUCAUUGAUAAGCCCCACGAAGCAAUGAUGUAA